GACACCACGUCAAGCUAGAGACAACCCAAUUCGUAACUAUGAGCACAUUCGCUUGACAUCGCCGAAAAAAUGCAACACAGAUCCUUUACAAUUGAUGAUAUUUUAGGCGAAGAUCUUUCCAAAGAGGCAGCGAAAGCGAAACAGAAGGAGGAAACUUCGCAAACCACUGCCGCUCGAAGACCGAUUUUGUUGCCGAGGGUGCAGCCUAUGAUUUGGGGACAACGUACGGGCCAUUGCUGCAGUUCGCCGCAUCCAAACUGUUCCAGUCAUGUUAGCGAGCCUAGUGCAUUCUGCCCACCGUGGUAUUACGACAGACAUCUUUAUGCUUAUCAGGGUAAGAUAUUUAAACAUUAUCACCUCAAUGUUUCUGAUUUUUAGUGGUCCAUCUUCGUAUCUGUACUUAAACGUGGAAACCCGAUUGGCAAAAAACAGCCAAGCCCGCUCCAGCGCAGCUCCCUGCCGGAUAGUUCAUAAGGCAAAGCUAAAUACCAUCAGAACAUCAAUACAGCAUACACUAACGAGAAGACGUUAAAUUAAGCAAGCUUUGGCGGUACAUUUUGUUCAAACAAUUUUCACACAAACAAUAAGGAAUGAGUAGUCACGGCUUCUCUGAAAUGCCUCGUCAUUUCAUAGAAUUCAAAAAAAUUAGGUUGACAAAGUUAUGAGGCAGGCUUAAUCCAUGAGAUCAGGGCGGGAGAUUUGACCCAUAGAUUUGGCUUCUGAUAGUUAUUCAUUUUUUUUUUUACAGUUCAUUAUAGAUAGACGAGGGUCUCCAUGGGGUGGUAGCUUUGACGGUUGACGGUUAUUUUUUUCCAAUUAGUCAAUUUUGACGGUUGACGGCUAAAUUUUAGAGCUUUUGACGGUUGACGGUUAGUAAGCGAAAAUUUGGUCCAUAAGUUAAAGUAAAUAUUAAGUUGUGUGUAAAUUAAUAUUAACUGUUGUGUUUUGGAGGCUGCCUUGGCCUUUCACGAAUAAAAUAUCGUAGCAUUUUCAGGAGAAAACAAAGUUGUAAGGUCUUGUAAUGUUCAGAGAGAGUGUUUUUGAGAACAUGACGCGUGGUUUUUCAAGUUAAGAGAUUCUUCAGGAGCCCAAAGUCCGUUAAGGACGUGAAGAUCAGCUGAAAUAGUGAGCCUUUGAAAUACCUUGAACCGUUUUAACGGUUAAUAUCACCCUGAAUUUUGGACGGUUGACGGUAAAAAAUAACCUUUUUUGACGGUUGACAGUUAAAUUUUAGGCCUUUUGACGGUUGACGGUUAACCAAAUUGAGCCCCUCAUAGACUGCAUAUGAACUAAAACCCUUAUUAUUUUCAAUGUAAUAGGCAUUGCUCCAGAGCAAUGAAGAUAGGGAUUCUCAGUAAACUAAGGAACUCAGUGAUCAGAAAACUAUAAACGGUUUUUUACAAUCAAAAACUUAUUUGGAUAAACGUUGUGGGUGAAUGAUGGGGACAUAAUCUUCGGCACGCAAAGCGUGGGCUAUUACGUUAGAUAUCUAAAUUAAACUUAUCUAUCGACAUUUAGAACAAAGAUGGUUAGUUGUAAUAUUUUAUUAUCGAAAUAGGAUUGAUUUUGAAGUAAUGGGCACCAGAAUACCGGGUGUUGAUUUCCAAUUUCAGUUAAGUUUGUAUUAACAAACAAGAGCUCACGAAAACCAACGUAACGGGUGGAGUUUAUAUGCAAGAGAGAAUGAGAUUGGUUUAAGGAGACAGAUUUGAAUUUACUUUAUAAUUUCAUACUUAUUUAAACUGAGAUAAUUUGAAACUCUUCAUCAGUACAGAAUAUAGAACAAGGUUAUGGACAAAAGUAGGUAAAAAAUGAGAUAAAAAAAUUUUAGAAAAAGCUACACCAUCUCGUACAGAAGCAUAGAACAAGCAUAUAUAAUGGCUAAGCAUAGGUAGUUUACGAUCAUACCCUCCUUAUAUCGUAUCUCUAUAUGUCUCCUCUCAGAAAAACAAAAAACAUCUGCUAGCAGGCCAAGCGAGAGGGGCACCUAAUAUCUCUCUUUUCAGUGAGUCGAGAGGGUAAAUUGGCGAGGUUAGAGUAGAGGGAGGGAACGAGGAGAGAAGGGGCACCCAACGGCAAUUUUCGGGAAAAUAUCUGUUCGGAAGACGAUUUGAGAACUUUUUGGGAACAGCUCAAAUUCGCUUGCUUUCUUGUUUCUCCUAAUUUUCGAACAUCUACAAAAUGAUUCCCAUUUUAAACGAUAUUUACUUGUUUUCGUUUUCCUGGCUAUGCUCGCGCUCGUUUUGACCAAAUUUUCCACUGACUUUCAGCUAGGAAAUCCGAACAGAUGAAACGGUCUAAACUAUAUUUCAACAAUGAAAAUGGUUUGACGCGACCGUGUUGAAAGCUUAAAAACGUUCAAUUACGAUUCAGACUUGUUCUUACGCCUGAAAAACCCUAACGGUCUAAAUAUUGAAAAUCAGCCGUAUCAAAAACGUUCAAUAUGAACAAUUCCUGGUAGCCUGCAUCACUGGCAAAGUUAAUGUCGUACCUAGAUCUCACUCGGUCUCGCGCUUGGCCGUGGGAUAUCUGGGAAAGAGAUUAAGGUGUUGUUAGCCGAACAUGAGACAUUAGGGACUUUAAGAUCCAACGACGGGGACGGCGACGAGAACGUAAAAAAAAACAGUAGGUUUCACAACCAAUACAACAACUUUGCACGUGCAAGACCCUUUUUUGUACAUUUCUUUGCCCGUUUUUGCACGACUACGACUUGAAAAUGCCUAAUUUCACCUUUUAUGGAGUACGUAAACAAGCAACGACGAAAUUUUAUUUCUCUCUUUGAAUUUGGAUAUUUUCCCUCGGAAUUCAACUCCAGGAGGUUUCGCUUACAUUUGACAAAGUAAGUGGGCAGGAAUAAUUGCGAUAAAGACUGAAAGAACGCAAUUCACUUUUUAAGCCACGUUUUCGUUGCCGUCGCGACGUUGGAUCUUAAAGUCCCUAUUGGGCGCAAAGCGCGAAGCGGAGAAAGGAGAGGAAAAUCUACCUCGUCCUUAAUCGCUGGCGAUCGCUUGUUUUGGGGAUAUUUUGGCUGAUAAUUUAGGAAGCGGGGGCGAAUGGAGAGAUGAGAUUGGGAGAAGGCAGAAAAAACUCGCGGUAUACGCUCGUUCCCAUCAUGCCCCACUUGCGCUUUUCGCUCGUCUCCAGUGCCCAGCUUUAAUUUCCGUGCUCUCCGCUCAGCCCUGGGAAAGCCUGGGGAAGAGGUAGAAACAGUAACGCCACUGAGAAAGUCUAAUGUAGGCUUUAACAGAUUGUGCCCGCAUAAUGUUUUACAUAAUUUUAAAGUAUUUUUUGAAAAAAAGCACUGCUAGCAUAAUUUACACUUUUGUUGGCUAGUCGUACAGCACAAAAUUGUCAUUUUACGGAUCAUGCAACCAUUUUUUUUGGCCGGAGAUCAGUUUUACGGGCAAAUAUAAGUAUUGAUGGGACCUGCACACAGUGGCCAGUUUAAGGAAAACAAUUGAAAACAUUCUCAUUUACAAGAGCCAUAUACUAAAACAGGAGAGAAUGAGCUACAUCAUUAUCUCUAGACUAAAAUUUUUCGUUUCUAUUUUACAGAUUACCCUCAUCAACAUUUUCACCAACGAAAUCUCAUCAUGAACGGAAAACAGCGUCGUCCUCGCACAGCAUUCUCAAGUCAUCAACUUCUAACAUUGGAACGCCAGUUCCAGGCGCAGAAAUACUUGACUCGACCGCAACGAUACGAGCUUGCCACCAGUCUUAUGUUAACGGAGACUCAAGUCAAGAUCUGGUUCCAAAACCGCCGAAUGAAGUGGAAACGUUGCGGCAAGAGCUCCGAAGGUAGAAAAACAAGAAAGGAAACAGAUGUAUCGGAACACGAAGACGACUAAAGACGUUUUAUUAUUUUCCCGAUUUAUUAACAUGACACCGGCGCCGAUGCUCGUGCCAUGCGUUCAUACCCAGUCUCCCGAUUCACAACGCCGCGCACCCUGUCAGCAGAGCCUUUCGCCAACCUCGCUCCCAGGCUCUCUCUCCUACCUGUCCGUACGGAGCGAGAGCAUGGGUAGGAGAGAGAACCUGGGAACGAGCUUGAAUUUUUCCCUUGCUCAAUUUUCUCCUCUUCUCUCAAUAAGUCGAGGCUCUUCUCGCAGGAGAAAUACUGUGGGGUCAGAAUGAAAAUUAAAAAUAUCGAGGACUUAUUUUGCAAAUAACGAAGACCAAGCGAUACUCCAUGAACGAACCGCUAAAAGCUGACAUAUGAAUGCAAGAUCUGAACCUGUUCCUAGCCUCUCAACAGCAUC
Molecule: messenger RNA, 4259 nt
Organism: Porites lobata
Lineage: Eukaryota; Metazoa; Cnidaria; Anthozoa; Scleractinia; Poritidae
Source: the annotation of a GenBank genome assembly